Echinostoma caproni is the source of this 132-nucleotide messenger RNA. Lineage: Eukaryota; Metazoa; Platyhelminthes; Trematoda; Plagiorchiida; Echinostomatidae. The record is from the annotation of a GenBank genome assembly.
CGACUGGAACUGGAGAAUGAGGAUCAAGUUUUCUACAAUCGCUAUGCCCAGCAGUUCAGUCGUCGAUUCACUACUCGUACGGUUGAAGACACGUGGACUCGACUGGCCAAAGCCAAACGAUUUGAUUUGUAG